Molecule: messenger RNA, 393 nt
Organism: Parnassius apollo (apollo)
Lineage: Eukaryota; Metazoa; Arthropoda; Insecta; Lepidoptera; Papilionidae
Source: the annotation of a GenBank genome assembly
AUGCCUCUCGAAAAUCGACCGCGAAUUCCCCGCAUACCCCUAAGCAAGCGAAAUCGGGCUGUCGUGAGGGCUCUUAACCCAAUGCUGGUAACCUAUUUGGAAGCCAGCCGGGACCUUUGCGAGACGGACUCAGUUCUUUUUGGCGCCGCAGUGGCAGCUUGCCGUAUUAUUGGCGCCAAACUUCCCAUGGCUGGACGCGCUACUAAACAAAGUAACGCCAUCCCAGCCUGGAGAAAAAGAAUUGAGGACCGUGUCGCAAAGGCAAGGGCCCUUAUCGGCAGACUGAUAAGCUUCAGGUCGGGUAAUAAUAGACCGAGGUUGUGCGCACCGUUAGAAUGGCGUUUGCUGGGACAAAUAUCAGUUUGUCCCAGCCGGAUAUCACGCAGAAACUAA